UUUACAGGCUCUUUUCUACAUGUUCGGAUGGAUCCGUGUGAACAGACAGAGCCCGAGAAGGUCGUGAAUGGAGCUGUGUACGAGAAGGACGCUCCUGAACAGAAUACUACCGUGGACACUAAUGGCGGGCUGAAUGGUCAUGACAAGACGGAAGCGGCUUCCGAAUUUUCAGAGGGAGGACAGUCUGAGCCCCGAGAAAUCGUGACUAAUGGAACACAAAAAGCUCCAGAAAUUAGGCCAGAUACUCCGGAACCAGAUACCACAACGGAUCAUAGAAGUGAAGAGGAACGUGACCAUGGCAGCGAACCUGGAAGUCAUGACGAAGUCGACGAGACAGAAAGUGAAGGCGGAGAAGAGGAAGAAGAAGACGAUGAGGACUAUGAACCAGCAUUGAAGUACGAUUUGCUUGGAGGUGCGACGGAAACGCUGCUAGAAAAGGACUCGGCCUCGGCCCUCGCAGUUUCUCCAAAAUACCUGGCUAUGGGGACACACAAUGGUAUUAUACAUGUUCUUGAUUAUUCAGGACAGCGAAUAAAGUCCUAUCGACCACACUCUGCUUCCGUAAUUGACAUAUGCUUCGACUCCGCGGCUGAGUUCGUUGCAACAGCUUCGAUCGAUGGACAGGUAGUCAUUCACUCGUUAUCAACGCCAGAAGUAUACGCAUUUGACAAGAAACGGCCCAUGCGGACCAUUGCUCUCGAACCUAAUUUCUCAAAGCGCAGUUCCCGAACCUUCGUCUGUGGCGGUAUGGCCGGAAACCUUAUUCUCCACGAAAAGGGUUGGCUUGGUCACAAAGAGACUGUCAUACACGCCGGUGAGGGUCCAAUUUGGAUGGCAAGGUGGCGAGGAACACUCAUAGCUUGGGCAAAUGAUGCGGGUGUUAAAAUCUAUGAUACGUCAUCGCAGACGCGAAUAACAUACAUUGAUCGUCCUCCCGAUAGCCCGCGUGCGGAUCUCUUCAAAUGUACCUUACACUGGCAAGACGACACGACGCUUCUCAUCGCAUGGGCCGAUACGAUAAAAGUUGCUCGUGUGAGAUCUAGACCAAGGGGUUCAGGUUCAAGUGGCACCAACUCACCUGCUCCUGGCGAUUCAAGCAGGAUGAAAGUGCUACCUCCUCUUAUGGUGGAAAUCACGGCAAUUCUGGCAAUCGAUGACAUGUUGGCGGGUAUUGUACCACACCCAGCGGACCCUGUCCUAACGGAUGCACCCUCUGCACCAUCUGCAUUCCUUGUACUCGCAUACAGCCCUCCGGAUACGUCAUUCAAGGAGGAAGCUCCUGCCGACGCGAAAGUCCAAGCUCGAAAGCUGGCUUCGCGGCCCGAGUUGCGUAUUAUAUCGCGAAAGGGAGAAGAGAUGUCUUCAGACGUACUCGGAAUUUCGGGAUAUCAGACAUGCGGAUGCAACGAUUACUGGUUGGCUGAAGUACCUGAAGAAGGGACUGGGACUGGUGCUGGGAGAUGUUAUGUUGUUCUGAACCCACGAAGUAUUGUGCUGGUUCGUCCUCGCGAUCGCCGUGAUCAUAUAUCAUGGCUAGUUGAGCGAAAACGAUAUGAAGAGGCGUUAGAGCAGAUUGAACGCAUGCCUGGAGAGGGCCUCGAUGCGGCUGAGAUUGGUCAGCGUUAUAUUGAACACCUUGUCAACGAAGGCGAGUAUGAGAAAGCCGCACAACUGUGUCCGAAGGUUCUUUCACAAGAUGCUCAACGAUGGGAAGAUUGGAUAUUUGUCUAUGCACAGAAGAACCAACUUCAGGCUAUCAUUCCAUACAUUCCCACCGAGACCCCUCGUCUUUCGCGGCUUGUCUACGAAAUGAUUCUCGCCCAUUUCCUCGCUCAUGACCGAGAGGCACUCUUGAGGACUGUUAAGGAGUGGCCAAACACGAUCUACGAUGUCGGAGCAGUCACGGUCGCCGUGCAGUCCGAACUCAGUCAUGUAUCAUCUUCUAGCGCAGAGGCUAAGAUUCUUAUGGAAUGUCUUACAGAGAUGUACCUGGCCAACCAUCAACCAGGCAAAGCUCUUCCUUAUGUUCUGCGUUUGAGAAGAGAGAAUGUCUUUGACCUUAUUCGUGAAUAUAAUCUUUUCACGGAUGUGCAGGACCAGGCGCUUCUCCUCGUCGAGUUUGACCAGGAACUCGUCAAGCAGAGGCAGGAAUCGGGUGGAGAUGGAGGUCUAGACUCGAAAGGCAGGAGCCCCGCUAUCGCAUUGCUUGUCGAUCAUACUUUUUCUAUACCUGUUCCUCGCGUAGUCCAGCAACUUGAGGGCCGACCGCAGUUCCUCUAUUUAUACCUUGAUGCACUGUUCGCCAAGGACCCUCAUCUCGCGUCGGACUACGCAGACGAACAAGUUCAACUCUACGCCCAAUAUGCACCUAACCGGUUAAUAGACUUCCUUCGUGCGAGUAACUACUAUAGUCUCGAAAAGGCUUACCUGGUCUGCAAGGAGCGUGACUACGUACCAGAGAUGGUCUUCUUGCUCGGUCGUAUGGGAAAUAAUAAGCAGGCCCUUACCUUGAUUAUCGAACGCCUCGGCGAUGUCAACAGAGCUAUAGACUUCGCCAAGGAGCAAAAUGAUGACGAUUUGUGGGAAGACCUGCUUAGAUACUCAGAGACUCGCCCAGCCUUUAUUCGUGGACUGCUGGAGAACGUCGGUGCCGAAAUUGACCCUAUACGCCUGAUCCGACGGAUCAAGAAUGGAUUAGAAAUUCCAGGUCUCAAAGAGGCUCUCAUCAAGAUUCUGCAGGCGUUUAAUCUGCAGAUCUCUUUACUUGAGGGGUGCCAAACUAUUUUGGAUGGUGAUUGCUCCACGCUCGCACGGAAACUACAUAAGGACCAGACCAAAGGCUUCUUCGAAACAGCUGCAUCGAAAUGUCUGUUUUGCAACUUGCCCUUACACCAAGGUCCAACGUCCGCGACUGUACUCUUUCUAUGUCGACACGUUGUGCAUCUCUCUUGCGUGAAAGGCGGAGAUCGAUUAUCACGCCAGCAAGAUCCUGUGCUCUCGAGUAUACUAGGUGGGAAACAGGACGUCGGAGCGAAGAUCGCUUUUGCUGCGAUGGUACGUAGACGAAUCGAUCAGGGAUGUCCGGUGUGUCACAAGCGGGACGAGGGUGAACGUGCUGCCUGAAAACCUUACGCUCUACUCGGCUGCCAUCUCCCAUCUUUCUUCUUCGUUGUUAUCAUGAUGUUAAGCUUGCUUGCUUAUAAUGUAUCUCGCGCAUCUGUACAAUAU
Molecule: messenger RNA, 3228 nt
Organism: Fomitiporia mediterranea MF3/22
Lineage: Eukaryota; Fungi; Basidiomycota; Agaricomycetes; Hymenochaetales; Hymenochaetaceae
Product: vacuolar assembling protein VPS41
Exons: 14
Coding region: 28-3123 (1031 amino acids)
Biological process (GO): cellular response to starvation; vesicle-mediated transport; macroautophagy
Cellular component (GO): HOPS complex; late endosome
Molecular function (GO): protein binding
Source: RefSeq, a predicted model, not a curated record